This is a messenger RNA of Rosa chinensis, 1080 nucleotides long. RefSeq names its product disease resistance protein RUN1-like. The record is from RefSeq and is a predicted model, not a curated record. Gene Ontology annotation, biological process: defense response. NCBI's taxonomy places the organism in Eukaryota, Viridiplantae, Streptophyta, Magnoliopsida, Rosales, Rosaceae. Bases 147 to 803 code for a protein of 218 amino acids. Gene Ontology annotation, molecular function: ADP binding. The transcript has a single exon.
AGGCUAAAUUUAUCAAGAGAAUUGUUGGGGAUUUGUCCGCGCAAGUAAUAAACCCUUCACGUGAGUUGCACGUUGCUGAACAUCCAAUUGGAUUAGAGUCUUGUAGACAAGAUGUCAUCAGACUUUUAGAUGCCGAGAAGAAUAGAAUGGUAGGCAUAUGGGGGCCUGGUGGAAUAGGAAAGACCACAAUUGCCAAGGAUGUGUUUAAUUCAAUUCGCCAUGAGUUUGAAGAGAGCUGUUUAUUGGCAGAUGUUAGAUCCAAUGGCCUAGACCAACUGCAAAAGACAAUUUUGCUUGAUAUUUUAGGGGACUCAAAGUUGAAGGUGCGCAGUGCUGAUGAAGGAGUCAGUUUGAUAAAGACAAUGAUGCGAAAUAAAAAAGUUCUCUUAAUCCUUGAUGACGUGAGUCAUUCUAGCCAAUUACAGAAAUUAGUUCCAUCCCCUGAUUGUUUCGGGCCGGGCAGUAGAAUUCUCAUUACAACAAGAGAUGAACAUUGGUUAAUUGCUCAUCAAGUUGAUAAAGUAUACAAGGUCAAUUUGUUAGAUUAUCCUCAUGCUUUGGAGUUGUUUAGCUUGCAUGCAUUCAGAAGAAGUGGACCUCCAAGCAAUUAUUUGAAACUUGCACAACGUGCUAUAUGUUAUGCCCAGGGCCUUCCAUUAGCUUUGGUAGUUUUAGGCUCUCAUCUACUUGGUAGAAGCAGAGAUGAGUGGGAAGCUAUUUUAGAUAGUUGUAAAGGAGCUCCUCAGAUGGAGAUACAAGACGUUCUCAGACUAAGUUAUGAUGCUCUCUGGGAGCAGAUUUAAAAGAACUGUUUCUUCAUAUUGCUUGCUUCUUUAAAGGUAAGUCUGUAGCCCAUGUGAAACCAAUACUAGAAGAUUGCUACAACCUCAAAACAGUGAUUGGUUUUCGACGACUCCAAGAAAAAGCCUUGAUAAGAAUUGACAAAAAUACAAUUUGGAUGCAUGACUUGAUAGAAGAAAUGGGUAAAGAUAUAGUAUAUCAAGAGUUACCUGACGAACCCCGGGAACGUAGCAGAGUGUGGAGUGAAGAAGAUGUCGAAGACGUUCUAACAAAUAAUAC